Closterium sp. Naga37s-1 is the source of this 5271-nucleotide messenger RNA. The record is from the annotation of a GenBank genome assembly. Lineage: Eukaryota; Viridiplantae; Streptophyta; Zygnematophyceae; Desmidiales; Closteriaceae.
AUGUCAGGCGGCCCAGCUGGCGGCAUGGGCGGGGGAGGGACGAGCAGGGACGGCGCGCAGAUGCACCCCGACAUGGCGUUCGAAUGGGGCUACUCGCCUCGAGCCGUGCACUCACCGUCCCGCUUCAGUCGCGACGAGGAGGCGAACCCUAAUCGGACCAAGAGCAACCUCAGCCAGCAGCGCACGCUCAGUCUCAGCGCAGCGCGACUCAGCCAAGCCGCGGCGGAUCUCGGAUUCCACGUCACCGCUUCCGCCAAUGCACCACCCGCGGCGCAAGCUGGAGCGUUCCCCGGCUUUUCCCCCGCGGCUGCUGCGGCUGCUGCAGCUGCGCUGGUAGCAGGCGGGGAUGCUGGAGGAGGGGGAGGUCUAGGGGGGGGUGUACCUGGGGGAGGUCUAGGGGAGGGUGUACCUGGGGGAGGUCUCGUUCGGGGCGGGUCGGGACUGGCAGGGUGGUCAGGAGGGGUAGCUGGUGCUGGUGGCCCUGGUCAUCUACAAUCUCUUACAGUGGAUCCGUCUAAAGCGGGGAUAUCUUCUCGCGGAGCAGGGGGGCAUGGCGUGCCGCCCUUGCCGCUGCCGUCUCCUAAAGGGAACGCCGCCGCUGCUGCCGCCGCCAACGCUGCCGCGGGCAAGCUGGGCAGCCCGAGAGGAAACUUUUCCGGGUCGCGGGCAGGCGCGCUGGGGCAUUGGCCGAGAGCCGGUUUGCCCGCGAGCAUUCAGCAGCAGCUGAUGCUGGGGGCGAUGGGCGGAGGGGCGGGCGGGGGAGCAGCAGGGGGAGGCGCAGCGGGACUCGCAGGGCUGGGGGGAAUGCCGGGCGGUUAUGCUGGCGGUGGAGGCGGCAUGGGGGCGUUGGGGAAUGUAGGGGGAGCGGGAAUGGCGGGAAUGGCAGGAAUGGGGGGAAUGGCUGGGCUUGCUGCUUUGAAUAGCAGCAGUGAUGGCAGCGGCAGUGGCGGAGGCAGUGGGAGCGGAAUACCCGGUAUGAGUCUGCAGACGCAGUUAAGCCUGCUAGCCGCUCAGCUUGACGGCCGAUUAGACGACAACAACCCCCUCUCGCGGACCAGCAGCGCGCCGCCACUUGGCGCCCUUCUCGCCAGCAUCGGUGACGUGGCAGAGCUGGAGAGGCUGUACCGAUUGCUCCCCGAUGCUAUGUCACCAGACGUCUCCCCGCACGUGGGGCUGACUCUGCCGUACCAGAGCAUAGCUCUCAUAAGGGAGCGGACGAAGCUCUCCCGCACUAGCAGUUGCCCCCCCCCUGUGGCGGAGGACAUGAGCGGGGGCGCGGGGGGCAGCGGAAUAGAGGAGCGCGGGGGCGAGGGGGAGUCGUCUGAGUCGGAGGGGGAGAGCGGGCAGCAUGGGGUGGGCGCGGGGCACAAGAGGAAGAAGCGCCGCGCGCCGGGGGGAGUGGGGGUGGGUGCUGACGCGGCGGGGCUGGGGGGAGGCGGAUUCGCGUCUGGCAGGAGUGGGGGGCCUGGCAAGAGGGAGCUCGAGGACGCGAUGGACAGCGGGACGCGUUUGGGGGCGCGCGGAGGGGGCGGGGGAGGCGCAGGGAGCGCGGGCAGCGGGGGGAGGGGAAGCGCGGGGGCGUUGGGGGGGAACCCGGGGGGCGGGUACAGCAUGCAGGGCGGGGGGAUGGGGGGGGGCAUGCAAGGGGGGGCAAUGGAGACGUCAAGCCAGGACUACAUUCAUAUGCGGGCGAGGCGAGGACAGGCCACUGACAGCCACAGUCUUGCGGAAAGGGUGCGGCGAGAGAAGAUCAGCGAUCGAAUGAAAGUGCUGCAGAGCCUCGUACCCACCUGCACCAAGGCAACAGGCAAAGCAGUGAUGCUGGAUGAGAUCAUCAACUAUGUGCGAUCGCUGCAGCUGCAGGUUGAACUGCUAUCCGCCAAGCUAGCAGCAAUAGAGCAGGACACUGCAGAGAUGGACGGCUCAGAUUCACCCGCCGACUUUUGUGCAGCCCAGAUGGCAGCACUGGGAGGGCUGCUAUCGGCCCAUCACAGCACAGCAUCGCCCAUGGCCACACCAUCAGCAUCAGCAUCAGUGUCACUGGGAGCAGCGGCCGCCCUGCACCCGGACAUGGCCUCCCUCCCCACUGACCUCGCCCGCCUCCUCCUCUCCCGCCACCUGCCCAACCUCCCCUUUGCGGGAGCCGCUGGGGGGGCGGCGGGAACAGGAGGGGGAGCAGCUGGCGGGGAGGAGAUGAGGGGAGAUGGCGGGGGAGGAAUGGGGGGAGGCGGGGGAGGAAUGGGGGGAGGCGGAGGAGGAAUGGGGGGAGGCGGAGGGGGAAUGGGGGGAGGCGCGGGGGAGGGGCUGGGGGAGCUGACAAUGGAGCAGCUGCAGGCGCAGCUGGAUGUUAUGAAUGGGCUUGUUCCAUUUCUCGACCCCCCUCCCCCUCACACCGGCCUUGAAGAGCCAAAUGGAAAGCUAGAAGUCGAUGCAGUAGGCGCUGCUUUCAGUCGGGUCCUUAUUCUCUCCUGCUCUUCCCCCCGUGCCUCCCUGCUCCUUGCACCCACUCUCUGCCUGUGGGCUGGUUGUCUUGAGAGAAUACUAGCAGCAGCAGCAGCAGCAGCAGCAGCAGCAGCAGCAGCAGCAGCAGCAAGUGGGAUGGUGGGCUUGAGAGUGCAGUGGCAGCAGCAGCUGCCAUGUGACUUUUCAGUCGACUCAAAUGCCCCCCCGUGCCCCCCAUGCUCCUCUCUCCCACCCGCUGGCAGUGGGAUGCUGGCAUGGGUGAAUGCGGCAGUGCAGCAGAUGUGGCCAGAGCUGCGCAGGGCAAGCACGGACAUGCUGAGGAGCAGUCUGAGAGGGCUGUUGGAGGGGUACCACUUCGGCACCAUCACCGGCAUUGACGUGCGGUCUGUUGACCUGGGACCCGAUCCCCCCACCAUCACUGCUGUGCGGGUGCACAGUCGAGGGCCGGACAAUGGGCAGGCGCAGAGAGACAAGCAGCGCAGCAGAGCAGCACAGGAAGAGGGCUCCGCACAGGGGGGUGGAGAGGGAGGCGGAGGAAAGGGGGAGGCAGGAGUGGUAACAGUGGCAGAGGCGAAGGAACAGGCGGAAAGGCGGAUUCGUGGUGGUGCAGAGGCACAGGUGUUGGGGAAGGGGCAGGGGGAGGGGAUGGGGCAGAGGGAGGAGCAAGGGCAGGGGGAAGGGGAGGGGCAGGGGAAGGGAGAAGGAGAGGGGGAAGGAGUCUGGGAGGAGAAGAGGGGGGGGGCAGAGGCGAAGGAGCAAGGGCAGGGGGGCGAGGGAGAAGGCGAGGGGGAGGGGGGAGGAGGAGCAGAAGGAGGAGUAGCAGAGGAAGGAGUAGCAGGGGAAGGAGUAGCAGGGGAAGGAGUAGCAGAGGAAGGAGUAGCAGACGAGGUGAUAGCAGAGGAAGGAGUAGCAGGGGAAGGAGUAGCAGGGGAAGGAGUAGCAGAGGAAGGAGUAGCAGACGAGGUGAUAGCAGAGGUGGCAGUGGAGUGGGUGGAAGGGCGGGUGCAGCAGCGCAGCAUGGGGCUGAGAGUGCAGACAGCCAUGAGCCCUGAUGUGGACGUGCGAGUGAGCAGCAUCGCUGCUGCUGCCACCCUCAAACUCACCCUCAAACCGCUGCUGCCCCGCUUACCCGGGUUCGGCGCCGUGCUGCUCUCUUUGCUCAACCAGAAGUUGAAAGGCCAAUUUCAGUGUGCUGCUGUCACUGCCCAACCAAGUGGGGCCUUCUCACUGCAUUCGCUACAUGCUGGCAGCCCUUCUUUUAGCCACUCUGCCAUUCUCUAUCCCCUUUUCCGUUCCACCCUCCGCCCGCUCGCCCUUCCCCCACUCUUACCGAGGCAGCCAUUCUUUGACUUCAAGGUGUCAGUGAUGGGAGGUAAUCUCAAGGCCAUGCCGGGAUUUGAAAAGAUGAUUGAGGUGACAUGCGCGCUCUUGCUCCCACAAGCCUUCACCACCUCUCACAUGCCUUUCACCGCUUCUCAAACGGUGCUGCGCCUGUCAAUCGACGAUUCCCUUGUGUGGCCCUCGCGAUGGGUGUACCCUGUCGUGGAGGGUGACUUCAGUUUCCUGGAGCUCAUCCCAGUGGGGUACCUAGACGUUUCACAGAUAGAGGCGGAGGGGCUCCCCAAGACAAACGUGCUGACAAGAGCUGCUGACCCGAUAUUACUCCAAACCUCCCCCUCCUUUUCACCCGCAUCCCCCGCCUUAUGUUCUUUUCACCAACACCUCCAGUUUCCUGGAGCUCACCCCAAUGGGUACCUAGACGUAUCACUGAUCGAGGCGGAGGAUCUGCCCAAGACGGACGUGCUGACAGGGCUGCAUGCCCUCCCUGCAUCACACACACAUCCCCUUGGUUCCCCCAGCUCUCCUCUCUUGUCUUCUCCCCCCUUGCUUCUGUCGUUUCCUCGACCUCACCCCAGUGGGGUACCUAGACGUGUCACUGAUCGAGGCGGAGGAUCUGCCCAAGAUUUUCCUGGAGCUCACACCAGUGGGGUAGCUAGACGUGUCGCUGAUAGAGGCGGAGGGGCUUCCAAAGACGGGCGUGCUGACCAGUGCUGCAGUCUCAUUUGCCUGGGUGCCGCCUCCUUCAUGCCCGCCUGUCCCCCUUCCUCCAGUUUCCUCGAGCUCACCCCAGUGGGGUACCUAGACGUGUCGCUGAUAGAGGCGGAGGGGUUGCCCAAGACAGACGUGCUGACAGGCGCUGCUGACCCGUUCGUGCUGCUGUAUGUGCGGCAGCGGGAGGGGGCCAUCAAGCGCAGCAGCACCGUUCACCACUCCCGCCACCCCACGUGGAAUGAGGGGUUUAUACUUGAGAUGUUCCCCACAUACCCACUGUAUGUCCCUGUUGCUCUGCUCUAUCCUGCUGCCCCUUACAACCGACUUCUCACGCUUUCUCCCUCUCCCCCACCACCAUGCGAGCAGGUGGAGGAUCCGGACUCACAGCAGCUGACGAUCAGGCUGAUGGACAGCGAGCGGUUUGAGAAGUCGGAGUUCAUAGGAGCGCACAUGGUGCCGCUCCACACGGUACGAGCGCACAUGGUGCCGCUCCACACGCUGCACCCCAACAAGGCACAAGACCUGUGGCUCGACCUGUACGAUAAGCCCGAGACUCCUGAGAGUGCGAGCACACACGGGCGCGUGCAUGUGGUGGUGAUGUUUGUGCCGUACACGCAGCGAGAGGGGGGAGGGGAGAGUGCUGCAGAGGGGAAGGAGGGAGAAGUUAGUGCAGUUGGGGAGGAGAGAAGGAGUGAGGUGGAAGCAGAACAGAAAAGGCCGGACAGCAUAGGGGAUGGGGGAAGAGCAGGAGGUUAG